AUGGGUAGAGGGAAGAUAGAGAUAAAGAGGAUAGAGAACGCAAACAACAGAGUUGUGACGUUCUCAAAGAGGAGGAAUGGGUUGGUGAAGAAGGCCAAAGAGAUCACGGUUCUUUGCGAUGCGAAAGUUGCUCUCAUAGUAUUUGCAAGUAAUGGUAAGAUGACUGAUUAUUGUUGUCCUUCCAUGGAUCUUGGUGCUAUGUUGGACCAAUACCAGAAGUUAUCUGGCAAGAAACUAUGGGAUGCUAAGCAUGAGAACCUCAGCAAUGAGAUUGACAGGAUCAAGAAAGAGAAUGAUAACUUGCAACUUGAGCUCAGGCACUUGAAGGGGGAAGAUAUACAGUCUCUCAACUUAAAAAACCUGAUGGCGGUAGAGCAUGCCAUUGAACAUGGCCUUGACAAAGUCCGAGACCACCAGAUGGAGUAUCUCAUGACGAAAAGGAGAAAUGAAAAAAUGUUGGCGGAGGAGAAUCGGCAACUCAGUUUCCAGCUGCAACAACAGGAGAUGGCUAUAGCUAGCAAUGCAAGAGGAAUGAUGAUGAGGGAUCAUGAUGGACAAUUUGGGUACAGAGUCCAGCCGAUUCAGCCAAAUCUUCAGGAAAAGAUUAUGUCGUUGGUCAUAGAUUGAUCAUUAGGGAUUUGCAAUCUCUUUUCCAAUCUACUAUCUAUUUAGUGGCCCUUUGUCUUUAUGAAUGUGUGUGUCUCUAUCAGACUUUUAUUUAGCUUAUGUGUGGUGUUCGCUUAUAAAACCUCUAUGUAUUUGGUUGUGUUGUAUGCCAAACUAAAC
This is a messenger RNA of Eruca vesicaria subsp. sativa (arugula), 786 nucleotides long. The record is from the annotation of a GenBank genome assembly. NCBI's taxonomy places the organism in Eukaryota, Viridiplantae, Streptophyta, Magnoliopsida, Brassicales, Brassicaceae.